AUGUCCAACAUUCAGCAACAGCAGCGCACAACUGAUAUACUUAUCAAAAAGCUGGACCAGCUUGAAAAUGUGAUAGGAAAUAUAUCUAAAGCAUGGGAAUAUUUAUGGGUAAAUACCCCGGGUCCUGAUCAAGCACCCCUAGGACACGUCAUUGCCGGGCUUAGAUCAAAACAGCUCGACAUACAGAACCUGAAGUCGAGGGUAUCGAGGGAUAAAAGCAAUUAUCAAGUGGAACCAUUGAUUCGACGCGUCGCAUAUUUCGUCCGACACGCCCGACACUUCGCGCAAACAGUUAAUACCAGAUCAAGAAUGUCGAACGGCACACAUAACACUGUGGCUCGGCAUUCUGAAGCGGCCAAUAGUCCAGUGUACAUCAAAAGCAUCUAUGAAGCCGUAUUUGCUGACUGGGGUGCGAUGCUACGUGCAUUCGAUGAGGUGUAUCCCGCAAGGCCACCAACAGGCAAUCUUGAACCGCAUCAAUCCUCGUCCCACGGAACACUCGGAGUUCCAAUGGACACCUCCCGCCAUUCACCACCACCGCUUAGUCCUCCCCCACAAAUCACUUACUAUUUUCCUUGGCCGAAGACCCAUCUAUAUACAGGCGGCUCUCUACUAUGA
Messenger RNA from Daldinia vernicosa, 618 nucleotides. RefSeq lists its product as uncharacterized. The record is from RefSeq and is a predicted model, not a curated record. NCBI's taxonomy places the organism in Eukaryota, Fungi, Ascomycota, Sordariomycetes, Xylariales, Hypoxylaceae. The transcript has a single exon. The coding region runs from base 1 to 618 and encodes 205 amino acids.